Messenger RNA from Argentina anserina (silverweed cinquefoil), 1463 nucleotides. Its product is annotated as probable inactive heme oxygenase 2, chloroplastic. The record is from RefSeq and is a predicted model, not a curated record. Gene Ontology annotation, molecular function: heme oxygenase (decyclizing) activity. The transcript is spliced from 5 exons. The coding region runs from base 34 to 993 and encodes 319 amino acids. NCBI's taxonomy places the organism in Eukaryota, Viridiplantae, Streptophyta, Magnoliopsida, Rosales, Rosaceae. Gene Ontology annotation, biological process: heme oxidation; phytochromobilin biosynthetic process.
UUUUGUCACUCCGAGCUCUCUGAAACUCAAAGAAUGCAAUACGCAACGACGUUGUUAAUGGACAAAGCGGUCUCACCUUCAACUCUUCUACUUCCACCGAAGCCUUCCCCAAUUUCAACCAGAAGGCUCCCCUCCUUCGUUCUCUGCUGCUCCAAUCCGAGCACCACCGCCGCCACCUCCACCUCAUGGUCUCCGCCUCCGAUUCCCGCCACAACCGGCACGCCGCCGCCGGUCGUGAGGCGGAGGACGCGGUACAGGAAGCAGUACCCGGGAGAGAGCAAAGGCAUCACCGAAGAGAUGAGGUUCGUCGCCAUGCGCCUCCGUAACAUAAACGGCAAGAAAUUGGAGCCUCAGUCCGACGGCGAUAACACUCAGAGCGAAAGUGACGAUAAUGCCCCUGACGACACUGACGCUGACGCCUCGGAAUCUGACGGUGACGGCGACGGAGAGAAGCAGACUUGGCAGCCUAGCCUGCAAGGGUUCCUCAAGUACUUGGUGGACAGUAAGCUCGUGUUUGACACCGUGGAGCGCAUUGUUGAUGACUCAAACGACGUCGCUUAUGCAUAUUUCAGGAAGACCGGGUUGGAGAGAUCAGAAGCGAUUUCGAAAGAUUUGGAAUGGUUUGGGGAACAAGGCAAUGUGAUACCGGAGCCCAGCAAUCCGGGAGUUGCUUAUGCAAAGUAUCUGAAACAAGUUGCGGAGAUUUCUCCACCGUUAUUCCUCUGCCAUUUUUAUAACAUCUACUUUGCACAUGUCUCUGGCGGGCAGGUCAUUGCAAGACAGGUAUCGGAGAGGCUACUUGAAGGAAGGGAGUUGGAGUUUUACACAUGGGAAGGUGAUGUGCCGGAGUUGAUGAGAGGUGUUCGGGAGAAACUCAACAAGCUUGGGGAUCAUUGGAGUCGGGAUGACAAAAACAAAUGCUUAAGAGAAACAACAAAGUCGUUCCGGUCUCUAGGGCAGAUAGUUCGUCUGAUCAUCUUAGAAACCAAGUGAUUUUAGAUUGAGCAGUAGUGGUAGCGUGGUUCCACUAUGGAGCCGUUCGUACAAUUAAAGGUGGUUCAUCACCAGAUUGACGCUGGAUGCAUCUCCUGGAAAUUUUCUUAGGACUCAAAAGCCUGCACUCAGCACAGCCAGUACAUCCUAUUUAUGAGCCUCAUCAUGCCUUUAGGAUCUUGGCUUUACUUGCUGUUUCAGGCUCAAAAGGUCUUCCAGUCUUUUAAGCCUAUCAUUCAGUUGCUUGCAAAGUGCUCUUUUUCUAGGCUUGGUGGUUCUUCAGGUUAGGUAAUGAUAGAGCCAUGUGUUCACUGUAGUAGGUGAUCCAUAACUAUGGCUACUGGCCCUGAAGUACUAUAUAAAGCUGUGAAAGUGUGAAGAGUGAAACUUGUCGGCAGUGUACAAUUGUCAACGAAGGAUUUCGUGUACUUCGGCCUUCCUCCUAUUUUAUCAAUUAGUUUAUUAUGCUA